Molecule: messenger RNA, 1245 nt
Organism: Sorex araneus (European shrew)
Lineage: Eukaryota; Metazoa; Chordata; Mammalia; Eulipotyphla; Soricidae
Gene: CBLIF
Product: cobalamin binding intrinsic factor
Exons: 9
Coding region: 1-1245 (414 amino acids)
Biological process (GO): cobalamin transport
Molecular function (GO): cobalamin binding
Source: RefSeq, a predicted model, not a curated record
AUGGCCUGGUUCACUGUCCACCUCUUCGCCCUUCUCUUCUCCUUGGCGAGGACCGGGGCCCUCACCUGCUCUGUUCCCCCGGCACAGCAGUCCUUGGUGGAUGGGAUCCAAGAGCUCAUGGAGACAUCGGUGAGCAACUCGGCCUUCCCUAACCCCAGCGUCCUGCUUGCCAUGAACCUGGCUGGUGCCCAGGACUCAGAAGCCCAGGAACUGCUGGUGUACAAGCUCAUGGCCAGUGACGCCCCUGACCUGACCAUUGGCCAGCUCGCCCUCACUGUUAUGGCCCUCACCUCCUCCUGUCGAGACCCCACAAAUAAAGCAGAGAUUCUACAGAGAGAGAUGGAGAAGUGGGCACCCUCGGGUCUCAAUGAGCCAGCUUCGUCCUUCUAUGGCCCCAGUCUGGCCAUCUUGGCUCUGUGCCAGAAGAACUCUGAGUCCACUUUGCCAAUAGCAGCGCGUUUUGCCAAGUCCCUGCUGGUCAACACUUCUCCCUUCAAUGUGGACACGGGAGCAAUAGCAACGUUGGCUCUAACCUGCAUGCUCAACAAGACCCCUAUUGGUGCAGAAGAAGGUUACAGGACCCUGUUUGGUCAAGUAUUAAAGGAUAUGGUGGAGAAUAUCAGCCUGAGGAUCCAAGACAAUGGCAUCAUCGGGGAUAUCUAUAGUACUGGCCUUGCCAUGCAGGCACUCUCUGUGACACCUGAGCGACCUAACAAGGCGUGGAACUGCAAGAAGACUAUGGAAGCAAUGCUGAGGGAGAUUAAGAAGGGGAGCUUUCACAACCCCAUGUCCAUCGCCCAGCUCCUCCCCUCCCUGAAAGGCAAGACAUACCUAGAUGUGCCCCACAUAUCUUGCAUCCCUGAUCAGGAGGUGCAACCAACUCUACCCGACCAUCCCAGCCCUGUGCCCACAUCAGCAUCCAACAUCACAGUGAGAUACACCAUCAACAACCAGCUGCGGGGGGUGGAGCUGCUCUUCAACGCGACCAUCGAUGUCAGUGUGAAGAGUGGGUCUGUGCUUCUUGCUGUUCUCAAGGAAGCGCAGCGCAAAAAUCCCAUGUUCAGAUUUGAAACUACUAUGACAUCUUGGGGACUUCUUGUCUCAUCUAUCAAUAAUAUUGCUGAAAAUGUUAAUCAUAAGACUUAUUGGCAGUUCCUCAGUGGCCAAACACCUCUGAUUGAAGGAGUUGCUGACUACAUCCCCUUCAACCAUGAGCACAUCGUGGCCAAUUUCACGCAGUACUAA